Molecule: messenger RNA, 789 nt
Organism: Liolophura sinensis
Lineage: Eukaryota; Metazoa; Mollusca; Polyplacophora; Chitonida; Chitonidae
Exons: 2
Coding region: 1-789 (262 amino acids)
Source: RefSeq, a predicted model, not a curated record
AUGAACAUGAAAGGAUGGAUGCUUUUGCUCACAGUUUGCAUUUCGUCAGUGGCGUCUAAAGAUCUGUGGAAAAGUGGCUACAUUAAAAAAGGUGGCAUACCUUCAAAAGACUGGUCUUUUGGAAAGGACAACGUUGCAACUGUAAAGAACCCUGCCGGUGGUAAAUCCAAGGUCACAAGGGUGUUGUACCCAAAGGGAUCCUACAAACCAUCAGCUACCCCGAGGGGUGGCGCGGCGUUUUUUAAGACACUGAAACCCGCCCGGGACAUUGUCACCCUCACUUACGACAUCUAUUUCGCCAAGAAUUUCAACUUUGUCAAAGGCGGCAAACUUCCGGGACUGUAUGGGGGUACAAGGAAAUGCUCCGGGGGUCGGGACACGUCAGACUGCUUCUCCACCCGCUUCAUGUUCAGGAAGAAUGGAGACGGGGAAGUGUAUCUAUACGCCCCGGAUAACCAAGCCAGAAAUUUCUGUUCCGAUAAAAGGGUUAUUUGCAACUUUGACUUCGGCCAUUCCAUCGGCCGUGGAAGUUUCCGCUUUCAAAAAGGGCGCUGGUAUACUGUCAGCCAGCGGGUCAAGUUGAACACCGUGGGCAAAACGAAUGGCUAUGUUAGGGUAUGGUUAAACAGAAAACAGGUUUUGUACAAGCCGAAUCUCCGACUGAGGAAUUCUAGUAAAGUGAAGAUCAAUGGCAUGUUCUUUUCAACUUUCUUCGGGGGCGGUGAUCCCAGCUGGGCGACCCCUGUUAAAACGUACACCUAUUAUCGUAACUUCAAGAUGACCACGUAG